AUGGCCGCCACCAAGUCCGCUGCGUCCGCCGCGAAGAGGAAGGCGGCGAAGAAGGUGUCGCGCAAGAGCCCCGAGUACACGACUCUGCGCAAGAGCUGUGCUCCCGGCGCCAUCGCGAUCAUCCUCGCCGGCCGCUUCCGCGGUCGCCGCGCCGUGAUCCUGAAGCAGCUGCCGCACAACGGCCCGCUGGUCGUGUCUGGCCCGAUGAAGUACAAUGGCGUCCCCAUCCGCCGCAUCGACUCCCGCUACGUGAUCGCCACCAGCACCACGGUGGACAUCUCCAGCGUUGACACGGCGUCCAUCACCGCCGAGGUGUUCCAGCGCCCCAAGGCGGAGAAGCCGACCAAGAGCGAGGGCGACUUCAUGGGCGACAAGCAGAAGGCUAAGGCGGAGAAGGCUGCCAAGAAGACCUCCAAGGCGGGAAAGAAGACCCUUGUGUCGGACGCGCGCGCCCAGCUGCAGAAGAAGAUCGACGCUGCCCUCAUCGCCGCCAUCAAGAAGGACGCUCAGGGCAAGGAAAAGGCCGGCUACCUGCGCUCCGUCUUCACGGUGAAACCCGGUGAUGCGCCGCACCGCUGGAACUGGUAG
Messenger RNA from Leishmania major strain Friedlin, 588 nucleotides. RefSeq names its product putative 60S ribosomal protein L6. The record is from RefSeq and is a predicted model, not a curated record. Gene Ontology annotation, biological process: cytoplasmic translation; ribosomal large subunit assembly. Gene Ontology annotation, cellular component: cytosolic large ribosomal subunit; ribosome. The transcript has a single exon. Lineage: Eukaryota; Euglenozoa; Kinetoplastea; Trypanosomatida; Trypanosomatidae. Gene Ontology annotation, molecular function: RNA binding; structural constituent of ribosome. Bases 1 to 588 code for a protein of 195 amino acids.